AUGUUCCUCCUCCGUAAACCCCAAAAUUCCAAAUCGAUCCUCACCGUCACCGUCCGUCUCUUCACAACCCAAAUCCCUCCUGCUGAUUCCUCUCCCGCUAAUCCCAUCGCCGCCGACUACGACCUCCUGAUUAAUGCCGCUGGUGAAUCCAGAGACUUUGCCAACCUCCACCACCUCCUCACCAAGCGCGUGAAAGGCCGCUGCUGCAACACCAACAACAUCUUCAACUUCAUCACCAACACCGAGGCUUCUCUCUCCGAAACCCUCUCGCGUCUCGACAAAGGGUACACUAGCAAGAGCGCGUACGAUUCGCUCAUCUUCCGCCUCUGUAAGCUGGACCGCGUCGAGGAGGCGCUGCGCGUUGUGGAGCUGAUGGCGCGUGAGGAUUACGGCUUGAACGCGGGCAGCUUCCACCCUAUUCUCAAUGUGCUCACGAAGAAGGCGAGGAUGGAAUAAGCGUGGCGCGUGGUGGAGCUGAUGAGGCAGUUCGGGGCUCCGCUGGAUCUGGUAUCGUAUAAUUACUUUCUCAAGGCUUAUUGCCUUGCCGGAGAUUUGGCACAGGCGGCCGGUAUUUUGAGUACUAUUGAGGAGGAGGGGAUGACGGCAAACACACGUACGUACCACGCGCUGCUGAUGGGCGCGUGCACGGCGGGAAAGAUGGACGGGGUUAUGGUGCUGUUGAGGAGGAUGGUGGACGGUGGAGUGCAGACGCUGUUUUACCACGCAUGCGUUGUUGACUCGCUGGUAAAUCGUGGAUUUUACGAGCAAGGGGUGAAAUUCUUGAGGGUUUUUAGCGGGAAGGACACGUGGUUGGACACGGAGGGUUUUAAGAGAUUGGCUAUGAGGUUUGCCCAGGCUGAGGAGGUUUUCGAUGAAAUGCGAGAAAGGGGUUUAGAUAGUGGAGAUAAGUUGGAGUUUUAUGAAUCAAAGAUUACAAAGAAGAAUGUAAACAAAGAAAAGAAGAGGAUCACGGGUAAGAAAUAA
Molecule: messenger RNA, 984 nt
Organism: Argentina anserina (silverweed cinquefoil)
Lineage: Eukaryota; Viridiplantae; Streptophyta; Magnoliopsida; Rosales; Rosaceae
Product: pentatricopeptide repeat-containing protein At3g56030, mitochondrial-like
Exons: 1
Molecular function (GO): protein binding
Source: RefSeq, a predicted model, not a curated record